This is a messenger RNA of Bolinopsis microptera, 5082 nucleotides long. RefSeq lists its product as uncharacterized. Gene Ontology annotation, cellular component: RSC-type complex. Bases 12 to 4625 code for a protein of 1537 amino acids. Gene Ontology annotation, molecular function: chromatin binding; protein binding. Gene Ontology annotation, biological process: transcription elongation by RNA polymerase II; chromatin remodeling. NCBI's taxonomy places the organism in Eukaryota, Metazoa, Ctenophora, Tentaculata, Lobata, Bolinopsidae. The record is from RefSeq and is a predicted model, not a curated record. The transcript is spliced from 24 exons.
CAGAGGAACUUAUGUCUGAUGAUUGUGAAUACGAGCUGAAUGCGCUUUGUCAGAAACUGACGAAAGUUCUUACAGAUCAUGAGUGUUUAACAAAGACACGGUCUGUUUACAAGGCAUUUGGUCACAUAAUAAAGAAAGUGAAGAAUCUUGGAUAUGUUGCCUUUGACAGUUUUUUGACAGAUGUUAAGAUUGUAUUCUCAAACCUAAAGAGGCUGGACAACAGACCUGCUGGUGUGGAAGAUGUUGAACAGAAAUUUGCUGAGGAGCUCAACUCUUUGAUCAGUAUGGACUACUACAACUCGGGCAAUGAAUCAGAUACAUCAGCUUCUGACUCUGCUCACUUCAAAAAGAAGAAGAAAGUCAUCAAGCAGGAGAAAUCGCAUCGUUCUCCCAAGAAAAAGAAAUUGUCCAAAACUCCGGUAAAAUCCGUUGAGAAGACACCGGCUAAAGCUGAAAAGAUAAAAAUAAAGUUGAAGCUAACUCCAAACAAAAUGGAAGCUAUGAGUAUGACCAACUUUGACUUCGAUGCUAAUUGCAGCAGAGUGCAGAGCUUGUGUACAGCACUCUUAAAAGCUGCUAAUGUAAGAGCCGGAGUUCAGAAGGCAUUCACACAUCUACCUGACAGAAACAUCCUUCCUGAUUACUACGAUAUAAUACAGCUCCCAAUAAGUCUAUCAAUGAUAAAGGAAUCCAUCACAAAAGGACUCUACACGUCCCUUUACCACUGCUACACAGACCUCCUCAUUAUGUGUGUAAACGCCAAAACCUACAACGAACCCCACACCGAGUUUCACGACAUGAGCCUGGAGAUCGUGACCUCCAUCAAGAAGCACAUGACGUCCACCAAGAUGGCGGAUAAGAGUUUGAGAACAGCCAUUAACCCCCAGUAUGAGUUUAUUGAUUACAGGCCAGAUGGAAAGAAGACUAAGUUUAAUAAGGAUAUGUUUGUGGACUUUUGGAACAUGUUUUGUCAGGCAGUGUCGAGAUGUAACAAGAGUGGACGACCCAUCACCUCAGCAUUCCUCAGACUAAUUGACGAGGAUGUCCUGCCUUUGUACUACGAAGAAAUCAAGAAUCCAGUCUCGCUGGCUGGCAUCAGAAGCAAAAUAAUCGCUUGUAAAUACGAAAAUAUCAUGAAUCUGACAGAGGACAUCACAACCAUGUGUGAUAACGCAAUUCAUUUCAACACUAAAUCAAGUGUUAUCAGUAAAGAUGCGGUCAAUCUGAAAGAUUUUGUUAACUCUUUGGCACAAGCAUAUAUCAAGGAAGAAAGCGAGACAAUUCCAGAAAACAAACCAACAACUUCCACUUCGAAGGUGGGAGAAAAGAGGAAAGCGGGGGUUAUAUCCAGAAAGAAAGUCCCCUCCAAAGACGCUGAGACUUCUUCUCCGGCUGUCAAGAAAGAGAAAUCAGAUAAAGUUGUUCAGAAGUCACCGUUAAAAUGGGCCUCAGUUCUAAGUUCUGUGGUCACCCAUGCCGAAGAGAGUAGUAGUAUCGAGUAUCUCGUUUUCACGUGUUUCAAUGAUCUUAAAGACAAAGGCAGUGAGAUUCAACACGAAAUGGUCCGCAUUUACUCCUCUUUCCACAACAGAAUUGACAGCAUCGUUGACUUCGAAGACGUCCUCGAAACCACUGAAGAUUGCCGAAAUGUUUUGUUAAAAGUUGUUUGUGGCAUGUUGUCAAGAAUUGAUCAGCUGUGCCCGGAAUACUCAACAAUCGAGGAUGUUUUGCUUAGACUAGUUAAAGCAGACGCUGAUAGCAAGAAGUUAUUUAAAUGCAUGCCGACUUAUUUCUACGAAGGAAAGAAAUACUUCAUACAAGAAGAACUGAUGACACUGUUUCGCCACACUCCCUACAGUUCUAUUCUGACGCACAACACCAAUGUCACGAGAAUUACCAAACAGAAGAAAGAACUAAGACUAAAUGUGCCUUGUCUGGACGUGUUGUCCGAGGAUAUCGUGCUGGUUGAUUAUAACGACGUCUGGAGAACCCUUCAGACCCCGCUUUUAGAUCGACUUAAGAAACCGAACACCAUUAUCCAAGAGCCGGUGACACCGAAAGCAGGAACUGCAGCUGUCACUGCAGCAGAAUUAAUGAUUAAGAUGGAAACUGAACAAAUGAAAACGCCUAAGGCAGCGUCUCAACGGACACCAAAGUCAAAGACUCCAAAAGGGACGCCUCAAAUGUCCAAGACACCGAAAUCAGGACACAAGAAAUUAGCUGAGAUCAAAGCAGAAGUCAUAGAAGGGACCGUCGAGAUGAAACCAACGCCUAAAAAGGUAAUCGUGGGUAAAGCCAAAGCCAAAAAAAUAUUGAAUAUAUUAAAAAAUCACAAGGACUCGUCAGGGAUUAUAGCGUUUGAUGAUUUCUUCUCCAUACCGUCGAGUAAGUCAUACCACUCUGUUAUCAAGUACCCAAUGAGUCUGGAUGUGAUUGAGCAGGGUUUGGAGGCUGAUUCUAUCAACAGCGUGGAGUCUCUGGUCAGUUCAUGUCUUCUCAUCGUGCAAAAUGCAAGAUAUUACAACGAAGAGAAAUCGGAGCUCCACGAGCGAGCACUGAAGCUACAGAAACUGCUGCUAUCCCAGCUGACCACUGAGGACACUUCCGAGACUAUAGUUCUGGUUAACCGGGUCAUGUUGCAGAUUGUGGAUAAUUUGGGUAAAAACACUGACAUUGAGGAGUUGACAAGGUCGGAUGGAAACUCAAAGUUCGUCAAUAUGUCCUUUAGUCAGUUGCGUGAGAAUGUUCUUUGUGGAUACUACACGCGGUUUGACAGAUUCCAGGACGAGCUGCUUCACAUCAUUGUGUCUCACAUGAACUGUAACCAGUUCAAAGAGGCAGGAACAAAACUACUGAACAUCCUACACCGCUACUUGCAGAUAAGGGACAAGGUCGUCUCGAUCAAGUCAGCAUGUUUUGAUCUUACCAUGGAGAAAUUUCUGGAACAUUUCCAAGACAGGCUAGCCGUACAGAUCCCUCAUGCCCCGAUCACCUGUCUUACAUUCCAAAACACGAGCUACAUGGUGGGGGAUAAGGUCAGAGUUUCCUACUCGGACCUGGACAAAAUGAUCCUCCACAUUAACUCUGUUAACAGUCCUUGCUGGCUCGCUGGUACUGUUUACUUUGAAGAAGGAGACACACUCUUUAAGACAGACCUGAAGGACAUUGUACACGUGAAGUACGUGACUAACAAAGUUUCCAAACGGUUCCGGUACCUCAGCUACAACUACAGGACAAAAAUGACCUCUGACAUCAGUACAAACAAGUCAACCUAUUGCAAACAUUCCUUCACCUCCAUAUUUGCUCAUCUUGCUUCAUCGAGGUAUUCAACACAAACAGUAGUACACGGAACAAACGACCACAAGACAUAUUAUCUCCAAUUUGUUAGGGAUAACGGUGACAUCUUCAAAGUGGGAGACUUCGUGUACCUUAAAUCAGAAAACGAUCUCCCCUACAUUGCUAGAAUCGAUAAGAUUCACAAGGAUAAGAGUAAUCAUGUGUGGGUUUACGGUCCUUGGUUCAUCAGACCUUCUGACACAAAGUUCUACGACACGAAGGCCUUUUAUCCUAACGAGUGUCUGAUGAGUAGCAUAGCGGACAUGAACCAUAUCAACAGUGUGGAAGGGAGAUGUGACAUCUUGUCCAUCAAGGACUUUACAACAAGACAUCCACUCUGCUUCCUGGAGAAGGAUGUGUAUAUCUGCGAUAAUAAGUAUGACGAGUCUACCCACAAGUUCAGUAAACUCAGCGAAUCUAAACUCUAUCUCACAGAAUCAGUGGCCAACUUCGAGAAGAACGAGUGGUACAUCUACCAAACACCAAGGAGAAUAUUUAAAACCACUAAACCUUCCUUCUUAAAACCUGUUCAAGUUGAAAUGUUCAGCAGCUCUGAUGAAGAUAACUCCGAUUCGGAAGUUGAACUACCAGAACGCGGGAACGUGGCUCCGAAACCAUCCUCAGGAGGAGGAGGAACACCCACAGUACCCCGACACACUGCCCAGUACCAGCAGGGUUCAGCCCCUAGACUCAUUAGAGCUCCUGGAACUCAGAUAGCAAGGAACAGUCCGGAUGCUCGGAUUGUGGUGAACAAUGCUGUUGUUAUCAACAAUAAUGCUGCAAUCGCCGGCACCUCGAACCCACGCCACGGUAGUAACAUCCGUCCGAAAACUUCCAACACUCCCUCAAACGUCUACCAUUUCUCUCCGCUCGCAUCCUCUAAUAGUACUCUUCACUCUCGAAAUACGACAGAUUUCCCAGGAGCUCCGAAGAGAAUGUGUUGUCGCUGGGGCACGUGUACGGAAUCCUUCGCAAAUCACAAUGAAUUUUACAGUCACGUGAUUAACACGCAGACACACUUGAGUGAGAGAAAUAAUCCAGCUUGGAAAUGUUUCUGGGUGGGAUGUACUGAUAGAAAAGCCAAAGUAGAGGGCUGUAAUACACAGAUUCUAUUGAGGCGGCACCUCAUGUCUCACAUGUCUGAUUCCGGAUUCACUCUUCCGGCUCCAGCAAAACGGCCGAAGAUACUGCGACACAGCGAGGCGUACAAAACGUUCUUAAACAAACUCAUCAUUAAAAAACAGGUUGUGGACCAAGGAAACAUGGAGAUGCAUGUGUUGGAAGAUUAGUGUUCUCCGAAUCAGCGCCAAGCAUGAUGUAAACUAUCCUCUAAAGUUGCAUUUUAAUUGGAGAACAUUUGAAUAUUUAUAACCUACUCUCGCAUAUUUUACAUACUGUGGAUGUCAGGACUCUCUAGUCCAAAUGUAUGCUUAUGACUCACUGCUAUCAACUUGAUGAUUUUGAGGAAAUGUACAUGUACUUACAGCUUGUAUGACAUUUAUGUUUUCUUAAUUCAGGUAACCUGUAUUACUUUCCUUGAUAAUGAUAAUAACUGUUACAUUCUAUGAUAUUUCAGACUUAAAAUAUUUUAAUAACUCCAGUUAUAGAGUUAAUUAAUUGAAAUGAAUUGAAUUCUUUUGUAUUGGUUCGUCAACAAAGAUAAACACAGACUUUAUACAAAUUUUAAACUCCAAGUAUCAUUAAAAAAUAUACAAGCAUAUGUAAAAUAUUCAAAACAAAUAAAAA